AUGGAGCGCAAUACACCUUCCAUCGGUAUCGAUGGUUUUGCUGAUUUGGGGUCAAACAUCUCGUUCUACGAAUCUGAAUACUGGCGAGACAAAGCAAAUACACCUCCCCCAAAUGCCUUCAAUGCUCCUCGAUUGAUUGUUCUCUGUACAUGGCUGGGAGGCGCGACUACUUCACGUAUACGGAAGUACACCGCGAGAUAUCAACAGCUCUUCCCAAGUGCAGAUAUCCUCCUCAUUCGCACAACAUUGCUGGACAUCACUUUGCGCUCAUUUACUCAGAUUCGUGCUCGAUUGGCGCCUGCCCGAGACGUUAUUCGCAGGAUUUUCGGCAAGGAGCACUGCGUGAGGUCAAAUGAGUCGGUUCUUUUGCACAUGUUCUCCCACGGUGGAUGCAAUACUGCUCUUCAACUUCUCAUCUCUCUACAACAAGAGCGUACAACCUUGCCGCUUAAGGAUGCCAUCCUUGAUUGCUGUCCAGGAGACGGCACAUUUCAGAGGGCAUAUGAUGCAGCUGUAAUCUCUCUUCCAGCCUUCCCCCCAGUCCAGAUGAUCGGAAGAGCUGCGCUAUAUCCAGCUAUUGGAGCAAUCACUGGCCUACAACAAUUUGGAGUACUAAGUUCUGUGACGGACUUGCGUCACCAGCUUAACGAUUCUACACUGUUAGGGCCAGAAGUCCGACGGCUUUAUCUCUACUCGGCUACCGAUCGCAUGGUAAAUUUUGAGGAUGUUCAAUCACACCAGAAAAUGGCACGGGCAUUACAGUAUCCAGUCGGAAGCGUUUUGUUCCAAAAUGCCCAACAUUGCGCUCUGGUUAUGGAAGAUGACGCGAAGUAUUGGGCAGCCAUCGAGAAGUUCUGGAAUGGUAAGAUGCCAACGGCUAAACUUUAA
Messenger RNA from Cadophora gregata, 888 nucleotides. RefSeq lists its product as uncharacterized. The record is from RefSeq and is a predicted model, not a curated record. The coding region runs from base 1 to 888 and encodes 295 amino acids. Lineage: Eukaryota; Fungi; Ascomycota; Leotiomycetes; Helotiales; Ploettnerulaceae. The transcript is spliced from 2 exons.